Molecule: messenger RNA, 1390 nt
Organism: Paramacrobiotus metropolitanus
Lineage: Eukaryota; Metazoa; Tardigrada; Eutardigrada; Parachela; Macrobiotidae
Exons: 3
Coding region: 26-1390 (454 amino acids)
Molecular function (GO): protein dimerization activity
Source: RefSeq, a predicted model, not a curated record
GCGUCAGUUUUUGUAUCGGUGGAUAAUGGAUAACGAUUCCAGUUCCAGUAGCGAGAAAGUUGGUGACACCGGCAUUUCCAAACCAGAGACGGGGCCACGCUUGGCUAUCUGGGAAAAGUUUAUCAAAGGAGAGAAGGAAGCAAAAAACAACUUCUUCCAAGCAACAUGCAAGGCCUGCUUCGCAAAGAAAAACACGGCAUCGUCUAUUAGAGGGGAGAAAAGCAGAAUGGAGAGCCACUUCUACAGCUGCAAGUUCGUCUGCGAAGCCGACAAGAAUGCCUUUCGAAGUCGUUGCCGGAUGCAGGCACAACAGGAACCAGACAUUCAAGAGCCACCCACGAAAAAACCCCGGCUGCAGGGUACAGCUGAAACAUAUUUUGACCGCCCUCUGGAUAAAAGAGACCAAGCGGAGUUUGAGACCCGUAUUCUGGAGGCAUUCGUUUCAUGUAACAUCCCGUUUGCCGCUGUGGAAGAUGCCAGAUUCCAGUCAAUGAUGCGGUUAAUUCGUCCAUCCCUUGAACUGCCAUCUAGACAUGAACUGGUCAGUUUGUUAGAAUCACUGGUUAAAGCCCAAGGCCAAGCCGAAAGCGACGACUGCACACUUUCUGACGUUGGAAACAUUUUUGCUGACCUUUGCGCCAAAUUUCGCUCUCUUCCGGAACCGGUUUCUUCCAGAUUGUUUGCAGCUUUAGAGCGCCGCUGGAAACGAUUUUAUAAUGUUCCCGUGAUUGUGGUGGCCAUGUUUUUAGACCCAAAUACCCGAAUGAAUCGGUUUAGAAAGUCUAAAAGCGUCAGCGUCGGCACAAUUGGGAAAUGGGCGUCGGGCUUAUACACACGUUUAUUUGGAGAGAAACCAAAACGAUUGAUGGACUCCGUCGUCGAUUACGAUGAAAAAUCUAAUGUGUUUGGAGAAGACUGUUUGGCGGAAGUUAGCACAACAGUUCGGUACUGGAAGCUAGUGAAGUAUCAACAUGAGGAAUUAGCACGACUAGCAGUCCAUUUGUUUUCAUGCGUGGUGCAUGCGGCUGCCAUUGAGAGAGGCUGGAGCCAGAUGGGAUACGUGCAUACAAAAGGCCGCUCACGCAUGGGUUUGCGCACAGCUUCUGCGUUGACGUCAAUGCGCAUGCAGUUUCAGAAAGAAGACCGUGUAAAAGUAGCCAAGCCGCGCGCGACGACUGCAAAACAAGCGCAUACAUUAUCCGAAAUUGAUGAUCCCGAUAUCGUUGUGGUCAGUUCAACUACUGCCAUCGAAGUAGCCGACAACGAAGUGGAAAACGAGGAUGAACUUGCGGAAUUCCUGUUUGAACAAAGUUAUGUUGAGAACGCAACAGAGGAGGAGCUUCUGGAUGACCUGGGAGACUUUGUGACUUUGGCUGACUUGUUUUUAUAA